AUGGACAAGAUCAAAAUCUCAAAGGUCGAGAAUGUGACACUUCAUAAAAGAAACGAACAGGCCACAGGAACCCUUCACAUCUCCACUCAUCAUUUGAUCUUCGAGCACCGCCCAGAUGCAUCCGCCAAAUCCCAAGCCCCGGCCAAAGCCAAAGGCCGUGCCAAAGAGCUGUGGAUCACGUACCCCAUGAUCGCGUCCUGUGUGUACAGACCCAUGCCCGCCAUCCUCCGCCAGGACCAUGCCAUUCGCCUACGCUGUAGAGACUUUACCUUUGUCGCCUUCCACUUCUCAGACGAGACCCAGGCCCGCAGUGUCUACGACAGCAUCAAGGCUCUGACCUGUGGUCUUGGUUCUUUCGACAAGCUAUAUGCUUUUGCCUACGAUCCUCCUCCGAUUGAGAAGAACAUCAAUGGCUGGGACAUCUAUGAUGCUCGCAAGGAGUAUAAGCGCAUGGGCAUAUCUCCCAAAGGUGCCGAUCGCGGCUGGCGCUUAACCGACAUCAAUCGCGACUACGAUGUACAUUGCUGCUAUUCUUCUCUGUCUGUUCCAUCCACUGACUAUUUACAGUACUCACCCACCUAUCCCUCCCUCUUGGUCGUACCAUCUUCCGUCUCCGACAACGUCCUAAAACACGGAAGAGAAUAUCGUUCGCGCUACCGCAUUCCCGCUCUAACCUACUUGCAUCCUGUCAACAAUUGCUCAAUCACCCGAAGUUCGCAACCAAAGUGUGGCAUGUUCCAGAAAGAAAGAAAUCCUCAGGAUGAAAGAUUGGUUGCUGCCAUCUUCUCUACAUCAAAACCACUAGCUGGUGCUGGCAUGCCCAUUCUUGAUGAUCAAGGCCAGCAAUUCGAUCCGGACAUGCAACAAAGUACAAACUCUCUAGUUAAGCCAAAAGCCAGUGCAGAAAGCAUUACCAACAUACCUACCGAUAAAAUCUACGGAGCUCAGCAGAGAAACUUUAUUGUCGAUGCCCGUCCGCAGGUCAAUGCUGUUGCCAACCAGGCCACAGGAAUGGGUUCAGAAAACAUGGAGUUUUACAAAGACGCAACAAAGGAAUAUCUCGGUAUCGCCAACAUCCAUGUCAUGAGAGACUCCCUCAACAAAGUAGCCGAAGCUUUUGCUCACACCGACUACACUGAGUUUGGCCCAAACCAAGAUAUGCUCGCCAAGAGCAAGUGGCUCGACUAUAUUUCUUUAGUUUUGCGUGGCUCUAGUCUAGUAGCUCGUCAGGUUGGCAUCAACCACUCCCACGUUCUCAUUCACUGCUCAGAUGGUUGGGACCGCACCAGUCAGAUUAGUGCUCUAAGUCAGCUCUGCUUGGAUCCAUAUUACCGCACUCUCGAGGGCUUCAUUGUUUUGGUGGAGAAGGACUGGGUGUCUUUCGGUCAUAUGUUCCGUCACCGUUCAGGAUUCCUGAGUAGUGAAAAGUGGUUCGAGAUUGAAAACGAGCGUGUUGGAGGCAACCGCAAGGCUGACAGUCUGUCUGCAAACAGCGGCAAUGGGAACGCUUUUGGCAAUGCGCUCUCAACUGCCAGAGGAUUCUUCACCAAGAAGAACGACAGCAGGGAAUCUUUUGAUGUCAACGAUGCUGGUGAUGGUUCAACCGUCCCAACUCCUGCUUCGAAAAGUACUAAGCACGCUACCACCAAUGUCAAGGAGACAAGUCCCAUUUUCCACCAAUUCUUGGAUGCAACCUACCAGAUGCUCCGACAAUAUCCUACCAGAUUUGAGUUCAACGAGCGUUUCCUGCGCCGCCUGUUCUAUCAGCUCUACUCAUGCCAAUACGGUACUUUCCUCUGGGACAGUGAGCGCGCUAGAGUUGAAGAGAAAGCCUACGAUAGGACGAGAAGUGUUUGGGACUACUUCCUCUCUCGUCGAGACAUGUUCAUCAACGAUCAGUAUGACCCUACCAUUGACGACAAUAUCUCUGGCAAGGAGCGUAUUAUCCUUCCUGAUACCAACCAGGUCAAGUGGUGGCACGAAUUGUUCGGUCGUACCGAUGUCGAGAUGAACGGGACCGCUAAUGCACCCACUGUCAGCUUGCCAAAGGAGCCUAAAGAUCCUAUUGUGACCGGUAUAGAGAACUCGGAGGUCUCUAUUGGGCCUGCUGCGAAUGGUGGCGGUAUCACUGGUCAGACCACAAGCGCUUUUACUAACGGCGCUGCACGUCUGACUGCUGGACUAGGGAAUCUGAGUUUGGGCAGGAACAGCGCAAGCGCACCUAGCAGCCGACCUCAAUCUCCACCAACCAACGAAUUUAUGCCCACGCGUAACAUUGACGAGAAGAUGAGGCCGGCGGCAACCAAUGAAUCAGACACAACACCAAAUGGUCGACUUUCAUUCUCAGCAUUUGCACGGGACAAUGCCUUUAGGGAUAACUAG
Messenger RNA from Aureobasidium musti, 2382 nucleotides. The record is from the annotation of a GenBank genome assembly. Lineage: Eukaryota; Fungi; Ascomycota; Dothideomycetes; Dothideales; Saccotheciaceae.